This is a messenger RNA of Trematosphaeria pertusa, 1830 nucleotides long. RefSeq names its product oligopeptide transporter. The record is from RefSeq and is a predicted model, not a curated record. NCBI's taxonomy places the organism in Eukaryota, Fungi, Ascomycota, Dothideomycetes, Pleosporales, Trematosphaeriaceae. Gene Ontology annotation, biological process: transmembrane transport. The transcript has 7 exons. Gene Ontology annotation, cellular component: membrane. Gene Ontology annotation, molecular function: dipeptide transmembrane transporter activity. The coding region runs from base 1 to 1830 and encodes 609 amino acids.
AUGUUUCCAAACGCCUGUUCAAAUAUAACAACCCUAGCUUCUCGUCGUGACAAUCCGCUGAGUAGAGAAUCCACCCUCUACAGCGAAGUUGUACAGCGACGGGAUGAACCGGAUGCGCCAGGAAACUGCGAGAAAGGCGAACUGCGCGCUGAGACGCGGCCCACCGAAGAUGAACUCCGUCGACUUCGCCGAGUGCCAGGGAGAAUCCCAUGGUCAGCCUGUACUAUCACGAUCAUAGAGCUGUUCGAACGAUUCUCUUUCAACGGAACCUUCGUGGUUUUCGUGAACUUCCUCCAGCAGCCCUUACCGCCAAACUCAAAAACUGGGGCUGGGUUCCGAGGCCAAUCAGGUGCUCUUAAUAUGGGCCAGCGAGUGUCAACUGCUAUAUCAUUGUCAAACAGCUUAUGGAUGUCCACGGCGCCUCUGUUCGGUGCGUUCAUAGCGGACCAAUAUCUUGGGCGCUACAAGACGCUUCAAUGGUCGAACGUCAUAACGAUCGUAGGACAUUUUAUCCUCAUCAUCUCUGCUUUGCCCCGGGUGAUUGUUCAUUCCCUAACUGCGCUGAUUCCGUUCCUUGUUGGGGUUAUUCUGAUGGGGAUUGGUUUCGGUGGCAUAAAGCCCAACAUUGCAACACUCGUUGUCGAGCAACUUCCAGAUACCGAACUUAGAGUCGCCAUUGACAGGAAAGGCCGCCGUGUGAUCAUCGAUCCCGAAGCCACCCGGUCGCGUAUACUUUUGUACUUCUACGGCUUUAUCAAUGUCGGUUCUAUUACUGGCAUGAUUGCCAUGGUAUAUGCGGAGAAAUAUGUUGGCUUCUGGCUCUCUUUCACUGUACCAUCGGUCACAUUCUUGAUAUGCCCUCUGAUCCUGUUCGGAUUUCGCAAGAAAUACGCAAGCGCGCCACCGUCGGGCUCUGUAUUAGGCAAAGCAUUCAGGUUAUGCUUGCUUUCUAUGAAGGGACAGUGGUCCUGGAACCCGGCCACAGUCUACCGCAACAUCCAUCAUCCAGAUUUCUGGAACCGAGUCAAGCCAUCUCGCAUCACGGAGCGGCCUGCAUGGAUGACCCACGACGACUCGUGGGUAGACGAAGUGAGCCGUGGCAUACGAGCUUGCCGAUGCUUCUGCUGGUACCCAUUAUACUGGCCUGCACUGCGCCAAAUGGGUAGCAACAUGAUGUCCCAAGCAGCUACGCUCAACCUAGGCGGUCUGCCAAACGACCUCCUUAUCAAUCUGAAUCCUCUCUUCUGCAUUCUUCUCGCACCAUUUUACGCACACAUCGUUUACCCAGUCCUUGCGAGAAUCGGCCUUCGUUUCUGUCCCAUCCAUCGCAUCUCCGCCGGCUUCCUCUGUGCCGCUCUCGGAAUGGCCAUGUGCACCGUAGUGCAACAUCUCAUCUACAGCAGCUCCGCCUGCGGGAAACAUGCCAAUCACUGCCCCGCCGACCGUUUGUAUCCCAAACCCUCUGUCUGGCUCCAGCUCCCCGUCUACCUCCUCCUAGCGAACAGCGAGAUUCUAGCAAACGUUACCGGAAUCGAAUACGCGUACUCCCAAGCACCGAGCAAUAUGCGCAGCUUGGUCAUGGCGCUGUUCUACUUCACCGGCGCUUUUGGGAGUGCGAUCUCGCAAGCUCUAGUUCCACUGAGCGAGGAUCCCGAUCUGGUGUGGAAUUACGCGACUGUCUCGGUAUUGAGCUUGGUUGCUAGUGUGGGAGUAUGGUGGAGCAAUCGGAAGCCGAAGAAAACUGAGGGCAUGGAGGAGGAGACGGAGAAUGAAACCGAGGAGGAGAGGGGGCGUAAUGUUCGCGACUUGGAUUCGAAUAGGAGUUGGUGA